Daldinia childiae is the source of this 1323-nucleotide messenger RNA. Its product is annotated as putative NADPH dehydrogenase C23G7.10c. The transcript has 3 exons. The coding region runs from base 1 to 1323 and encodes 440 amino acids. Gene Ontology annotation, molecular function: NADPH dehydrogenase activity; FMN binding; NADP binding. Gene Ontology annotation, cellular component: intracellular anatomical structure. NCBI's taxonomy places the organism in Eukaryota, Fungi, Ascomycota, Sordariomycetes, Xylariales, Hypoxylaceae. The record is from RefSeq and is a predicted model, not a curated record.
AUGUCUACUAUCAACGGUACUAAGGUCAAUGCCUUGAGCAUCCCCAACAAGGCGGCCAAGGGCGUCCCAUUCUUCACGCCGGCCCAAGAGCCUCCUGCGGGAACCGCUCUGGACCCCCAGCCCGAUGGAAGCACUAUCCCAAAGCUCUUCACUCCUCUCAAGAUCCGCGGCCUCACUCUUCAGAACCGUAUUAUGCUAUCUCCUCUAUGCCAGUACUCGGCUGAAAACGGUUUCCACACAUUCUGGCACCUAACUCACCUUGGCGGUAUCAUCCAGCGCGGGCCGGGCUUGGCCAUGAUCGAAGCCACCGCGGUCCAGUCUCACGGACGUAUUACUCCUAAUGACUCCGGACUCUGGCUCGACGACCACAUGGAGGGAAUCAAGCGCACGGUAGACUUCGCGCACUCCCAAGGUCAGCACAUCGCUAUCCAACUCGCCCACGCCGGCCGCAAGGCUUCCGCCCUUGCGCCGUGGCUACACAGGGGUGCCACGGCUGCCGCCGACGUAGGCGGCUGGCCCGAUGACGUAGUUGCGCCGAGCGCCAUCCCUUACGACGAGAACCAUGUGGUGCCCAGGGCGUUAACGCUGGAGGAUAUUGCGCAACUCAAGCUCGAUUUCGUGGCGGCUGCCAAGCGCGCUCUCAAGAUCGGAUUUGAUGUGUUGGAGCUACACUGUGCCCACGGUUAUCUCCUCCACCAGUUCCUAUCGCCCGUUACCAACCACCGCACGGACAAGUACGGCGGUAGCUUCGAGAACCGGGCUCGUCUGAUUCUCGAGCUGGCGGAUGAGCUCCGCGCUGUUAUGCCUGCUGACAUGCCCCUAUUCGCACGUCUUAGCGCUACUGACUGGCUUGAGGGUGUUGAGGGCUACACUGGCGACAGCUGGAAAUUGGAGGACUCGGUGCGCCUGUCUGUGCUGCUCGUCCAGCACGGUGUCGAUGUUAUCGACGUCUCUAGCGCCGGAAACCACCCGCUUCAGAAGAUCGCCCGAGGCCCCGGUUACCAGGCGCCGUUCGCCAAGGCCAUCAAGCGAGCUAUUGGUGACAACGCAUACGUGGUCACUGUCGGUACUAUCAUGAGCGGACAGCAAGCUAAUGAUCUACUUGUCGGUGGUAAAGACGCUGAUGACACUCCCGUGGAUAUCGCGGGUGUUGGACGUAUGUUCCAGAAGAACCCCGGUCUUGUAUGGACUUGGGCUGAAGAGCUCCACGUAGCAACCUAUGUUGCAAACCAGAUCGGAUGGGGCUUCGGAGGCAGAGCUACCAAGCAGCGAAAGCCAGAGCCCACGAAGGAGCACUGCCACGGUCCUGUUCCGAGCAGUUAG